This is a messenger RNA of Rhipicephalus sanguineus (brown dog tick), 1674 nucleotides long. Its product is annotated as DNA-directed primase/polymerase protein. Gene Ontology annotation, cellular component: nucleus; mitochondrial matrix. Bases 13 to 1341 code for a protein of 442 amino acids. Lineage: Eukaryota; Metazoa; Arthropoda; Arachnida; Ixodida; Ixodidae. Gene Ontology annotation, biological process: response to UV; error-prone translesion synthesis; mitochondrial DNA replication. Gene Ontology annotation, molecular function: chromatin binding; DNA-directed DNA polymerase activity. The record is from RefSeq and is a predicted model, not a curated record. The transcript has a single exon.
UAGUUUACAGCAAUGUGUGCCCUAAAGUGCUCUACAAAGACUUCCUUCUAUGGUGAGAAUCACAAGCGAAGCCCUCUUGUGGAGAAAGUGGAACAGCGGUCAAGAAGGUUGUCCAGGGAUCCUGCCAGAGUGAACUUGCGCAGAAGCCUCCUAGGGCGGACUCGUGUCUGGAAGUUAUUGCACACGCAAGCUGAAGCUCUAACAAUCGCUCACACCCUAGACGACGACGUCCGGGUCUUCUCCUAUGAGAUUCCAGAGAGCGAUGCCGGGAAGCGUGCUUACAUUGUGACCCACCCACUUGACCUUUGGAAGGUGCUGCAGAUGCGCAAGCCUUCCAAUCGCUGCAUGUACGAAGUGAUUGCGGAGGAUGCACCCUGCAAGCUCUACUUUGAUCUCGAGUUUGAGCGGAACAUUAAUCCGGCCAGAGACGGUGUUGCCAUGGUGGAGCACUUUAUCGAUGUCGUUUGCCGCGAGUGGGAAGAUCUCUUCGGGGACCACUGCAGUCGAGAAGACGUCCUCUGGCUCGAUUCCAGCACUGCGAAGAAGUUCAGCUGCCAUCUGAUUUUUCAGAGAAUGCGCAUGUUUCGGAACAAUCGUGAGGCAGGUGCCUUUGUUCGCCUCGUGUGUCAGAAAAUGAAAGGUCCUGUGACAACGGCAGUAAAGUCUGCCUUGGCUGCUUCCAGGGCUUCUCGGGCAAGCCCCUUGGUGCUCAAUAAAAGCGGCAAGGAAGUGCUCUUCUGCGACGAGGCGGUCUACACACGCAAUCGCAAUUUCCGUCUCUUUCAGUGCACGAAACUCAACAAGAACACACCUUUGGUGCUUUCUAAGAAUGACUGCUAUGUCCGCUCCUUGGAGAGAUGCCCGGAAGACAAGGAAAUCUUCCUGGACAGUCUUAUCACGUGGCCUCAUCAACAGACUGGUGGACAUCUGCUGCAACUGUCUGCAGACUGUGGUGCAGCCAGGCUGAAUAAUGGCUUGCCAGCAUUUGUGGCUGAAAGGAAAGAGAGUGUCAAGUCAAUGAGCUCACCGUAUCCAGAUAUAGACGAGUUUAUUCGGGGCCUCAUUGGUCCACGUGGGACCAUCCGACAGGUGUCACACUUUGUGGACACUGACACAUUGGUGUACGACGUGCUAGGCUACCGGUUUUGUGAGAAUAUUGGCCGCGAGCACCGCAGCAAUGGUAUCAUGUAUGUGGUUGACGUGAAUGUAGGCAGCUUUUACCAAAAGUGUUACGAUCCUGACUGUCGAGCGGUGUCGUUUCGCUCUGUUGUUCGUCCCAUCCCACCCGAGUGCCUGCCAUCCUUUUGGCUCAACCAGAUCCCCGAUGAAAUGCUGCUAUAAAUGAAUGUUCUUCACUAUUAUAAUUUUAUUUUAUAUCUUUACCGCAGUUUUUUAAGACAUUCUAGACAGAAUAUGUCACUAGAAAGUUACCCGGUGUUAACAUUCGUUGCCUUUCAAAGACUGCCUAGUAGAUUUUCAUGCCUCUUUAUUAACGCAAGUGCCCACCAUUUUUUAAGAACAUAGUAUAUUGUAAUGUAAUAGAAAACUAACCAUUACAUUGUAUCUAUAUCUAGGAGUGCUUUCUUUAGAAAGUGCGUAGGAAUGUAUCAAACAGCUUUUGUAUUUGCAUAGCCUUUUCUACAAAUAUUGGCAGAACCGAAUACUUGAAGUGAU